Rhododendron vialii is the source of this 1846-nucleotide messenger RNA. RefSeq lists its product as uncharacterized. The record is from RefSeq and is a predicted model, not a curated record. The transcript is spliced from 6 exons. Gene Ontology annotation, molecular function: RNA binding. Lineage: Eukaryota; Viridiplantae; Streptophyta; Magnoliopsida; Ericales; Ericaceae. Bases 439 to 1323 code for a protein of 294 amino acids.
UCUCCUUCACCCCUCCAUCUUCUCUCUCUCUCUCUCUCUCUCAAUCCUUGUAUAAAGUUGUGUGCAUUUGUGUUAAUAAAAAAUCCUUUUGUUAGGGUCUUCUCAAACUGCUUUUCUCUGCCAUAAACAGUAAUGAUUUUCUCGUUACGGGUAUCGUUGUCGAGGAAUCUAAGACGUGCUAAUGUAAAAGUGACGGUUAUACAAACCACGAGUCAUCAACAAACACUAGUACAACAAUAUACAGAAGAAGAAGAAGAGCACGAGUCCUCCUCCAUAACAUUUAGCUAACCCUUGUUAAUUCCUUUCGCUUGAUUCCUUCCUAUACGCGCACACACACCCAUCGUUCGAAUCCCUAUAUUUGCUCGAUUUGGGGGCUGGGUUUUUGCUUUUUCUGUUCUGGGUUUUCACUCGUUUCCGAUUUUUUCGUCUAUUUUUCAAAUGUCUCAACAAAGGCCGUUUCAAAUGAUGGGUGGUGAUUUCAGCGACACAACUUAUACCAAAAUAUUUGUGGGAGGAUUGGCUUGGGAGACUCAGAGGGAUGCAAUGAGGCGGUAUUUUGAGCAGUUUGGAGAGAUCCAAGAGGCUGUUGUGAUCACAGACAAGAAUACUGGCAGAUCCAAGGGUUAUGGUUUUGUUACGUUUAGGGAUCCAGAUGCAGCAACGAGAGCUUGUCAAAACCCAUCUCCUGUUAUAGAUGGAAGGAGGGCAAAUUGCAACCUUGCAUCACUCGGUGCCCAAAAGACUCGGCCACCUACCCAACAUGGCACCGGGAGGUUUAGACCAGCUCCAGGACUGAUGGCUCCUCCUGCUUAUCAUGGCUCUUCAUCGACUUAUGUCCAUCAACCCACAAAUCAAUACACAUUCCCUUAUUCUGGUUAUGGGUACCCUGGAUAUUCACAAGACACCAUGUAUCCUGCGAAUUAUUAUGGUACAUAUGCAGGUCAACAAUUCUCACCUUACUACACUGGGAGCGCAACAAGCCCAGUUGGGAUUUACCCCAAUUUCUACCCUUUCUAUGCUAAUUAUGCACAGAAUAGCCAGGCUCAUGGUUUUGGAGUUAAUCAGUAUCCCCAGAUGUUACAAUACCCGUAUUUGCCUCGGCAAUAUAGUCCCACAGGCAUCCUAUCACUUCCUUCCUCAACAGCAUCCGCAACUCCUACAACAGGAACAGAUUCGACACCAAUGGAAAACAGAAUACGGAAUCCCGUAAGAGUUACAACAGCAUCAGCACCAGGAGGCGGAGGAGGAGGAGGAGGAGUGGGAGCAGCGGCUGAUGCUUCUCAAGCCAACAGAAGUGUUUCUGAACAGAGCUCAUCGACUUAAUCUGUACUUUGAAAUGAAUCAUAUCACAAGGCUAACGACAUUGAGGAAAAUCGUGCAACGUUGGUUCAAAAGAAACUAAAGAUUCAGCAUCAGAUAAUGGCUUACUAACUACCUUGGUCGGUUCAUUCUCCAUUCAUGCUCAACAUUACAGUCAUUCUGGCAUCAUCAUAAUACAGUAGGGGAGUCUUGGUAGUUAUUUAGAGUAGGUUGAAAAAAAAAAUUACAUUGAUUCAUGUAUUGGCAUAAGGUUGUUUUUGGAUUUACCCUUAUGUGCUAAUUAAUCAGAUGAUAGUUGUGUCUCGGGAGCAGAGAGCAUCCGAUGGCACACUUUUGUUCAUAUUAGCAGCAGUUGGUGGUAGGUUCAAGAUUGGUUUUGUAUCUUUGAACCCCACAAGAUUGGUUUAUUUUGGUCAAGAAGAAAAAGGGCAAGCUUGGGUAGCUUGGCCGCCGUUGACUUGGAAUUUGUUUGUUCACUAUUCAUGAAUGCUACUCUUAUUUUUAAGAUUAGAUCAGUUUAGAGGAA